AUGGAUACUCUCAAAUCCCUCGCAAAGCGCGUCAAUGUCGUCGUGUCGGCAUCGACGACUGAUAAGGAGCUGGCGGAGAUGAAUCGAGACCCGUGGUCGCAAUCAGCGAAAUAUGGCUACGGCUUCAUCUACUUUGCGGUCGUGCUGCUGGUCACCACUUCCCUAAUUCGAUUCUAUCAAAUCUGGGGUGACAAGAUCCGAAUUGCCAAGUUCAAGGAACAGCAGUCAUUGGUGUUCACCGGGUCUCCGAACAGUGUAUCGACCCCGGACGAGUACGAACUCCCCAGUGCUGGCACGGACGCUUCGAGCGCGCAUUUCUUCCCAAUGCCAACCCCAAAAGCUCAGAUUAAGCGCGGAGAAUCCUUGAUCCAAAGAGCGAUUCCGCUGCAAAGAAUCAUCGCACUGAUGCGCUGGGUAUUCUAUCGACCAAUUCCGGUUGUCAGGGUCGGGAGUCUGGCAUUUGUCUUUCCAUCGCUAGCAGUCACGGUCAUCGUGCUGGCAGCCUUGAUCUUCGUGGCUCUGUACUGCUUCCUGCCUCAGCCAUUGUACUACUGGUCGAUUGCUCUCGGAUCCCCGCCCUUGGCGAUUCGAGCAGGCAUGCUCGCCGUCGCCAUGGUCCCAUGGAUUGUGGCACUUAGCACAAAAGCCAACUUCAUCUCCAUGUUCACCGGGUUAGGCCCGGAGCGAUUGAAUGGACUGCACCGAUGGUCCGCCUAUAUUUGCCUAUUCUUGAGCCUCGUGCAUAUGAUACCCUUCUAUAUCACGCCGAUCUGGGAGGACGGAGCGAUGAUCAACUAUAGCAAAUUUAUCACGCUGCCCAUUUACGUAUACGGUACAGGAUUGGCGGCUAUGGUGCCUUUACUCGUCCUGUGCGUUCACUCGCUUCCAUACUUCCGGCAUAAACUGUACGAGCUCUUCGUCUUCAUCCACAUUCCUGUCUCUUGGAUUUUUAUCGCCAUGCUGUUUUGGCAUACCAAGAACUUCCUAUCAUCAUGGGGUUAUCUCUGGGCAACUGUCGUGAUCUUGGUCGUCACGUACAUCAUCCGACUAUUCUAUCUGAACUGGACGAAUCCGUUCCGCCUGGCAUCGUUUAUGAUUGGAGAAGAAUCCGCGAUAACAUUGCUUCCCCAGGGAGCUAUCAAGGUGACCAUUCCUACACAGAUGCGCUGGCGCCCUGGCCAGUAUGUCUACUUACGCAUGCCGAGGAUCGCCUUCUUCGAGAGCCACCCAUUCACCAUUGCAUCAUUGUGCAGUGAUGAUUUCCCGUCUGAGUACGGCGAGGAAUACCGAGAUUGCACUCUUGUCUUCCGACCUUUCCGUGGAUUUACACGGAAAGUAUUACGCAAAGCCGUAGAAAAUGGCCCCUUCCGAACGUACACGGCCUUUUUGGAAGGGCCAUAUGGCGGCAUGCAGCGUGAGAUGGCCGCUUUUGACGACGUGAUUUUCUUCGCUGGCGGCAGUGGAAUUACCGCAAUUGCCAGUCAGCUUCUGGACCUCAUCAAGAAGAUUCGGGAUGGCAAGGCUAUUACCAAAUCGGUCAAGGUCAUUUGGGCACUCAAGAACCCUGAAACCAUGGAGUGGUUCCAAGAAGAGCUUCGAAUCUGCAAAGAUCACGCGCCUGCUGGUAUUCUGCAUUGUCACUUCUUCCUGACCGGCGUUAAAGAUGAGCAAGUCGACCGAGAUAUCGUUCAAGAGAAGAUCUACGGGAUGCUACAAGGCAUCGACAAGCGAAACUCUGCAUACAUCCGCGAAGAAGCCGCUGGUGACGUCGAGAUAGAAAAGGAACUACGUCGCGAGAACGAAGACGGACUUGCCGCGUUACCUGGAGCAUACACUGCCUCUCAUGUCGCUAAUAACCGCCACUAUUAUCAGCCCGGAAUGGACCCGCAUGCUGCAGUCGGGUCUCAAGGGUAUAAUAACAAUGUUCCGUUCGACUUUGGAUUUGGCAAUCCUCACGCCAUGCAGCAAAGACAAAUGGCGCAACAGACGCCGCGCUUUGCUUACUUCCAACCCGGUCUAAGGCGAGACAAUUGGCGGACAGACUACUUCCGCCCCGACAUCUCGACGAUGCUCACUGAAUUCUCGAAGAGCUUUGGACGGCGAGCGUGUGUCUUUGUUUGCGGGCCGCCUAGUAUGCGAGUUGAAGUAGCCAAUACUGUGGCUAAGCUCCAGCAGCAAGUCAUGACGGAUUCAUCCAGAGAUGAGAUCUUCUUGCAUGCGGAGAACUAUAACAUCUAA
Messenger RNA from Penicillium subrubescens, 2238 nucleotides. RefSeq names its product putative metalloreductase transmembrane component. The transcript has a single exon. Gene Ontology annotation, molecular function: ferric-chelate reductase activity. Gene Ontology annotation, biological process: copper ion import; intracellular iron ion homeostasis; iron ion transport. Gene Ontology annotation, cellular component: plasma membrane. Bases 1 to 2238 code for a protein of 745 amino acids. The record is from RefSeq and is a predicted model, not a curated record. Lineage: Eukaryota; Fungi; Ascomycota; Eurotiomycetes; Eurotiales; Aspergillaceae.